Molecule: messenger RNA, 5313 nt
Organism: Labrus mixtus (cuckoo wrasse)
Lineage: Eukaryota; Metazoa; Chordata; Actinopteri; Labriformes; Labridae
Product: serine/threonine-protein kinase 4-like
Exons: 11
Coding region: 378-1865 (495 amino acids)
Biological process (GO): intracellular signal transduction; protein phosphorylation; regulation of MAPK cascade
Cellular component (GO): cytoplasm
Molecular function (GO): protein serine/threonine kinase activity; ATP binding
Source: RefSeq, a predicted model, not a curated record
ACUCUUCCUGGUUCUCUGGAUGUCACACACACUCACACACACACAGACUACCGAGCGGUUUUUUAAAACAACUCCAAAGUUGUCGGGACCCGGAAGGAGGAUGAACCGAGCGGCGGAUAAACGGGGCGAAGCUUGUUGUCACUACGAGUCCGUUUUAAGAGCGAGAUAAACGGACGUUAUGAUUCAAACGGCCGUUAAAGGAGCUGCUGCUGCUAGCUGCGGAUGCUAGCUGCUGUUAGCCACUUAGCGCUGCUAGCACACUGCGCGGUACUCUGUGUUUUAGUUUCAGCGGUCAGAGAGUUUUAAAAACACCGACAGCUUGGUGAAGUUUCCCCGCAGACGACGGGGAGGACUCGGGGUGUUUGGAGGAGGACGACAUGGAGAACAAGGACAAAGUACAGAUGAGGAAUCACCCUCGCAGGCAGCUGAAGAAGCUGAGCGAGGACAGCCUCACCAAGCAGCCAGAGGAAGUGUUUGAUGUCCUGGAGAAGCUGGGUGAAGGGUCUUAUGGCUGCGUGUUCAAAGCUCAUUAUAAAGAGACGGGCGAGAUCGUGGCCAUCAAACAGGUUCCUGUGGAGUCAGACCUGCAGGAGAUCAUCAAGGAAAUCUCCAUCAUGCAGCAGUGUAACAGUCCUCAUGUGGUGCGGUACUACGGCAGCUACUUCAAAAACAGCGACCUGUGGAUCGUCAUGGAGUACUGUGCAGCCGGCUCAGUGUCUGAUAUCAUCCGACUACGCAACAAGACGCUGGCAGAGGAGGAGAUAGCCACCAUCCUGCACUCCACUCUGAAGGGGCUGGAGUAUCUGCACUUCAUGAGGAAGAUCCACAGAGACAUCAAAGCGGGGAACAUCCUGCUGAACGGGGAGGGGCAGGCCAAACUGGCCGACUUCGGAGUGGCAGGACAACUCACGGACACCAUGGCGAAGCGUAACACCGUCAUCGGCACGCCGUUCUGGAUGGCUCCGGAGGUCAUACAGGAGAUCGGCUACAACUGCGUGGCGGACAUCUGGUCUCUGGGGAUAACAGCGAUAGAGAUGGCUGAGGGGAAGCCGCCCUACGCUGACAUACAUCCCAUGAGGGCCAUCUUCAUGAUUCCCACCAACCCUCCGCCCACAUUCAGGAACCCAGAUCUGUGGUCUGAGGCCUUCCAACAGUUUGUCUGCCAGUGUUUGGUGAAAAACCCCGAGAACAGAGCGACUGCCACACAGCUCUUACAGGAUCCUUUCAUCAAGUCGGCCAAACCCAAUUCCAUCCUCAGAGCGCUGAUCACGGACGCCAUGGAGAUCAAACUGAAGAGACAGGAGGAGGAGGAGCAGAGGGAGCAGGACGCAGACGACGACGACAACUCGGACGAGGAUGAGGUCGACCAGGGGACCAUGGUGCGAGCAGGAACCGGGGACUUGGGGACCAUCCGGGCCGCGGGAUCACUCAGCGGUACGGCACGCACCAUGAUCGAACACGACGACGACGACACGGGAACCAUGCAGUUGCAGCUGGGCACCAUGGUCAUCAACUCUGACGACGAGGACGAGGAAGAGGCCGGCACCAUGAAAAGGAGAGAUGAGACGAUGCAGCCGGCCAAGCCGUCCUUCCUGGAGUACUUUGAGCAGAAAGAGAAGGAGGCAAACAGCCACAACGACGGAGGAGGGAGAGGAGAAAACAACGCAGACAACCGCAAAGUUCCCCCUGAAGGAGAUCUUCAAGUGGUGAGCACGUGGUCUGUGGAGGACCUCCGUCUGCGUCUGGCCUCUCUGGACCCUCAGAUGGAGCAGGAGAUCGAGGAGAUCCGGCAGCGCUACCAGGCCAAGAGGAAGCCCAUCCUGGACGCCAUCGAGGCCAAAAAACGCUGCCAGCAGAACUUCUGAGACGAUCGUGCUGACGUCGUCUCAGAGAACAGUUUGUUGUUUUCUCUGUGGAGGUUUGAAACGCCACAAAGACAGACGAGGUUUCACAAAACAAACACGCCGCACACUUUAACCCUGAACGAGCGGCGAUGAGACGACGCGGCCGGGUGUGACGCCUCAUCGUGUGGACGCUGCAGAGGACGAGCUGACACAGAGCUCUUCUCUCAUGGUGAUGACUUUCAUCGUCUUUCUGUGAUUUCAGAACGUCUCUGUCGUCCCGUCUUCUGGAUCUUUAAGAACUUUUUCACAGAUUAAGAAUGACAGAAAGUUUAACGUUUCUCCUCCAGCCGCUGAUCUGACCUCCAAACUGUCUCCGUGUCUGAAAGCCGCCUGGAUCUUUUAUUACUUCAGUUUUUUUUUACUUUAAAGCGCGUGGUACUGUGUCGUUAACCUGCUGACUGUUUGAUUUAGGUACUCCUCUGGUUUUGGUUCCAGCUCCUCUGUCAAAGGGGGGCGGCCUUUAGAUUCUGAUCAUGUUAGUCUGAGCACAUUCCUGCCUCUGAAGCUGCAGGUUAGAGGAGUGUCACGAUACCAGAGUUCUAAACUUCAUUAUGAUACCUCUACAAAUCAAACUGUACUAUAACUUGCUUUGUUACCACGGCAACAAAAAACCUUCAAAUGUGAUCAUUUCUACUUUCAAACACAUCAUCACUGUUUCUGUGAAAUAAGAAACAGCAAUGUUACUUAUUCAUCUUCUUGGUCGAUGUCCACAGACGGCAGCAGCGCCCACAACCUCCGCUGCAGAGCGCCAAUCAACCAGCGCUCAUCGUUGCUAAGUUACUUUCUGUUUCCCUCGCUCGUGGCAGUUUAAAAAUGUUCAUGUAUUUUAUAUUCACCUCCACUCAAAGAAAUGUCACCGCCGCAGCUCUUCAUCUGAAACCGUUCCCUUAAAAAGAUGAAGACAUGUUGACAAAGCUGAUACCUGAAGUCCCGCCCCUUUUUUGAUUCUAAUUGGUCAGUGAAGGAGAGAUGACAUUGAAAAGAGCAGCGCUGUUUCAACUGAUAGCGUUGUGAAUAGAAACAGCCGACUCAGGGUUGUAACGUUGAGCUGAUUUAGUUUUGAAACGGGCGCUGCUGGUUGGUGGACACGGACUCUAAUGAUCCACCAAUAGGUUUUUAAAACGUCAGCAUGAAUCUGAUUCGACCGCCCCUGCUCUCUCUCUCUCUCAGCUUCAGUACUUUUUGAUUCUAUCGAUCGGAUCAAACAUUCACGAUGAAUGUGAACAAACUAGAACCCGACCGAUAAAUCAGCCGGCCGAUAUCAGCAAAUCCAGUGACCAUCAGUAUCGGCUCAUUUUAUCACAGAUAUGCGCCGAUAUUACUCGAUUUAUUCAGCAGUCAAAUAAAAUGUUUCACUGCGUUACAUUAGCAGUUCUCUGUCACCAGCAGAGGGCGCUGUAUGGAUUACUCACAAACAUCAUCACUCUCCAGAGUGUCCAGCAGUGAUGUACGUUCAUGCUCAGUUAUUUUCCAGUCGAGUGACCAUCUUGUCUUCAACACAAUGAAUGUUUAUCUCUACAGAUCUAAGAAAGAUAUCGGCCGACAUAUCGACAUCUGCCCCCAAAAUUCUCCUAUCAGUCGGCCCCUGAGUCUCUGUUUUCGUCAAUAAGCCUUCGAUGAUUCAGAGAAAAGACUAAAAGAUAUAAAACCCCUGAACUCGUCUUUAGAGUCUUUAAAGUUCUCCGCUUAGCUUCAGCGAGAAAUAUAAAAAACCUGGAGCUUCUGAAUGAAAGAGUUUAGUGAAAAGCCGACGUCCGAGUGAGACGCCGUUUUCACCCCGUUACUCUGAAUGUCGGAAUCAAGUUUGUUUUUUUGUCGGGCAGCUGAAAUGAUUUGUUUUCAUCCUGUUUUUGUUUUUGAUUGAACAAACCGGAGCCCUGAGCCGACGUAGAGUCAGACAUUUUCAGUUACUCAGUUUUCCUGUGAUAACAAGUUUUUAAUGUGUUUUUCUAGAGAUCUGGAUUUAUCCACUUUGAAUGAUUGUUACAUUUUAAGAUCUGAAUUUGGUAUUUUCUGCAGUUGGAGUUUAAAUGUUGGACAGGACUGAGAGGGAAAUGUUUCCCUCCGCCUGCGUCCGACCUUCAGCGCCCUGCAGUGAUUUAAUUUGAGCGCCCGGCGUCUCUGAGGGCGAGCCGGGCCGGACACAUUUAUGGAAGAGAUUCAACAAAGCUUUUAUCUGCUGGAUUAAUGAGUGUGAUCUGGCACCGCCGCCUGAACCCGAGUGUGCCAGGAAGACGCUCACACAAGAUUUACACCCUGGCGUUCCUGGGAGCCGCUCGCCGCUCAGUUCGGCGGGAGGAUUUCUAUUUUUUCUACGUAGCUUUAGAGGAGGUCACGGCCGUCUGACCCCGGGAGUGUGUGUGAGAAUGAAAAGCAGAUUCUCAGGUCAUGAAAGUCCUCAGGGUGUAAAGUAACCUCGUGUCUGUGAUGAAUCUGAAUAUAAAGAGCACGCUGUAACGACUCGUCUUCUCUCCGUGUUGUUAAACAAACAAAAGGGAAGUUUUCAUCUUUGUGCCUCAGUUUGGACUCGUGCUGUUUUUUGUGUUUUGAGUUUGUGAAUACUCUGAAAAAAAAAAGGAAUUGAAAUUAGAUUUUUAUGAAACGUGACGUCUGAGCUGCUUCAUUAAUAAAGUCGUAAUCACUGGAAACAGAAACUCUUCUCAUGUUUUGGUACGGAAGCCCAAAGCGGACAUUCAACCAAACGUUUAAUUUAAAGCCGUUAUCUCGUGUGAACAAGGAACAUUAAGGUUGUUUUUUCUCCAGAUCGUCUCGUUACCUCGUGAUGAAGACGCCGCGAUAACGACUUCACCUCUGAGAAAACGAUGAAAUGAAGUCGUUAUGUCAGGAAAACGGCGUUAUGAUCCCAAGAUAACGAGAUUAACGAGUCUAAAUGUUGAAAAAACGACCUAAAUGUAACCUGUUGUUACCACGGGGAAACGUCGCUACAUGUUCUAAAGGAAGUCUCAUGAUGUAGCUGCGUAAGACGAACACGACUCCUUCUCGACAUCACCAGUUUAUCAGAAAGAAAUCACAACGUCUCGGCUCCUCUGAUCACUGACCUUGACGAAUCAGAGAGACCGACACGUUGAUAACGAGCCGGGCGAUGUCGAGUCGUGUUUGAGAUUUCAUCCUUUAAAAACAAAGUCAAAUCAACCGUCUGGAUGCACAUGUCCUUUUGAGGCUUCCGUAGUUUUGACAUCUUGUAGAGAGUCGUCUUACCUGCUGAGCUCUCGUCAUGUUUUUGCACUCGCUCCCUGUCUUGACGCCUGAUUGGUCCACAGGUUAUAAAGUGUAUAUUUUUGCCUUAAAGUCUGCAGUGGACGCCAUGUUUUGAGAUCUCUGAUGUUUGUUUGAUUGCUUCCUGUUUGCCUGUCGUAUAAAGAAAAUAAUAAAAAGUGCAGAAAGUGAA